This is a messenger RNA of Medicago truncatula (barrel medic), 1762 nucleotides long. Its product is annotated as cysteine-rich receptor-like protein kinase 10. NCBI's taxonomy places the organism in Eukaryota, Viridiplantae, Streptophyta, Magnoliopsida, Fabales, Fabaceae. The record is from RefSeq and is a predicted model, not a curated record. Gene Ontology annotation, cellular component: plasma membrane. The coding region runs from base 275 to 1762 and encodes 495 amino acids. Gene Ontology annotation, molecular function: protein serine/threonine kinase activity; ATP binding. The transcript has 5 exons. Gene Ontology annotation, biological process: protein phosphorylation.
AACCUAUGCUCCCUAGUUCUUACCUUGAUAUUUCUUUUUCACAACACUUAUUUUCCAUGAUAUGGUGGGGUACUGUUUGGCCACGUUGCCUUGUUAAUUGGUUCAUCAAUAACUAUUCCAACAUUUGAAGUCAACAAUAUUAUGUUUAUUUACUAGUAAAAGUUUAUGGUCAAUCAAACUGCUCAAGAGUCUAGCACCUCACCUUUACAUAGUAUCUCUCCAAUCCAUCCCUUCACUUUUCAUUUUGAUAUUUCAAAUAUUUUGUUUUUGGCUAAUGGCUCUAUUUCCCUUUCUUUGUUAUCUUUUUUUCAUAGCUGCAUACCAUGCAAAAGCCGAUGAUGCAUUAUGUGAUAACAACAUAGGCAACUACACAUCCAAUAGCACCUAUGACAACAACCUUAAAACUCUUUUGUCCAGUCUUUCUUCUCAUACAGAAAUCAACUACGGUUUCUACAAUUUCUCAUAUGGCGAAGAACCAAACAAAGCAUAUGUCAUAGGGGUGUGUCGCGGAGAUAUUGAGCCAAAUCAGUGUCGUACAAACCUAAACAAUUCCAUUGGUUAUCUCAGAGAGCAGUGUCCAAACCAAAAAGAGGCAAUUGUGUGGGGUGGUGAUUUCACUUUGUGGUACUCGAAUCGCUCAAUUUUUGGGCUCUUGGAAACUUCACCUACACUCUAUUUGUAUUUACAACGGAAUACAAGUUAUGUGGAUCAGUACAUGCAAGCAGUGGCUAACUUGAUGCGAAAUCUAACGGCCAAAGCUGCUUUAGGUGACUCGCGUCGUAAGUACGAAGCAGAUAGUGUCUUUGAAACUACAAGUUUCGAAACCAUAUACGGUUAUGUGCUUUGUAUGCCUGAUUUGUCAUCGCAACAAUGCACCGAUUGCUUGAACGCAGCUAUCUCAGAAAUCCCAAAUUGUUGUAACGGGAAGAUGGGAGGAAAUGUUCUUAAACCAAGUUGUCGUCUUAGAUAUGAUCCUUAUCGCUUCUUCAAUUCCACGAUUGUCUUAGACUCACCACCAUCCACCAAUAACACUUCUUCAGGACAAAGCAAAACUGGAACAGUCAUUGCUGUUGUAGUGCCCGUUGUUACCGUGGUUUUGGUGCUCAUUUUGAUUUGCAUCUACUUAAGAUUGAGAAAGCGAAAGCAAUUCUCCAAAGCCAAUAAUGGAGCAUAUGAGGAUGGAGAUGAAGAUGAAGAUGAAAUUACGAUUGUCGAGUCUUUGCAAUUUAACUUUGAUACCAUACGAGUUGCUACAAGUGACUUCUCCGAUUCUAAUAAACUUGGACAAGGUGGGUUCGGAGUUGUUUAUCGGGGCAAGCUCCCUAAUGGACAAAUGAUUGCGGUCAAAAGAUUGUCCAAAGAUUCUGACCAAGGAGAUGUGGAAUUUAAAAAUGAAGUACUUUUAGUAGCCAAACUUCAACAUCGAAAUUUAGUUAGGCUACUUGGUUUCAGUUUAGAAGGGAGAGAAAAACUGCUUAUUUAUGAAUAUGUUACAAAUAAAAGUCUUGAUUACUUCAUAUUCAAUCCAGCCAGAAGAGCACAAUUGAAUUGGGAAAAGCGCUAUGAUAUCAUAAAAUGUAUUGUUCGAGGUCUUAUUUAUCUUCAUGAGGAUUCUCGCCUCCGCAUUAUACACCGUGAUCUCAAAGCUAGCAAUAUUCUCUUAGACGACGGGAUGAAUCCUAAAAUAUCCGAUUUUGGAUUGGCGAGAUUGUUUGUUAUUGAUCAAACUCAAGGAAAUACAAGUAAAAUUGUUGGAACCUAG